AUGGGAAAAAUCAUCAUUUAUGAGCAUGCCAACUUCCAGGGUCUGUCCAAAGAAUUCACCACUAACAUUUCCGAUCUAAAAGAUGCAGAUUGGAAUGAUGUUGUCUCGUCAGUGAAAGUCGUUGGCCGGCCUUGGGUGGUUUAUGAGCAUCAGAACUACCAAGGCCGAUUCCUGGUAUUUGAGGAGGGAGAACAUAGCUUUGUUGGUAAAGAUAUGAAUGACAAGAUCAGUUCUCUGCAGGUGAUCACUGAAGAUCUGCACAAUCCCCAGAUCACUCUCUACGAACACGUCAAUUAUCAAGGGAAGAGCAGAGUAAUAAGACAAACAACCAACCUGGCUGCAGGACACUACAAUGACAUGAUCUCUUCUCACAAAGUCCAGAAAGGUGUCUGGCUGCUGUGUGAAAACAGCGAUGGAAGUGGAAUUCAAUACCUUGCACGAGAGCACGAACACCUUCCAAAUUACAAGGCAGUUGAUUUCAAUGACAAGCUUUCCUUCCUGCGUCCCCUGCGCCCUGGCUGUGGCUGUUAG
This is a messenger RNA of Catharus ustulatus (Swainson's thrush), 531 nucleotides long. Its product is annotated as epidermal differentiation-specific protein-like. Gene Ontology annotation, biological process: lens development in camera-type eye; visual perception. The transcript has a single exon. Gene Ontology annotation, molecular function: structural constituent of eye lens. The record is from RefSeq and is a predicted model, not a curated record. NCBI's taxonomy places the organism in Eukaryota, Metazoa, Chordata, Aves, Passeriformes, Turdidae. The coding region runs from base 1 to 531 and encodes 176 amino acids.